GCGGACAGUGCGGGCCUGUGUGUCGGCGGCGCCGGGGUUCGCGGGAGCUGCUCCGAGGCUCGGCCGCCGAGAGGAGGCCGCGGCCACGCUUCUUGGGAGCUACCAAAUAACCUCUUUGAAGAAUCAUGACAUCCCACUGUGUGGUGCUAACUCUAGCCUCCCUGAUGUUCCUGAUGUGCCUCCCCGUGUCACAGAGCUGCAACAAAGCCCUGUGUGCCAGCGAUGUGAGCAAAUGCCUCAUUCAGGAGCUCUGCCAGUGCCGGCCUGGAGAAGGGAACUGUCCCUGCUGUAAGGAGUGCAUGCUGUGCCUCGGGGCCCUGUGGGACGAGUGCUGCGACUGCGUCGGUAUGUGUAACCCUCGGAAUUACAGCGACACGCCCCCCACAUCAAAGAGCACGGUGGAGGAGCUGCACGAGCCCAUCCCCUCCCUGUUCCGGGCCCUGACAGAGGGCGACACCCAGCUGAACUGGAACAUUGUCUCCUUCCCAGUGGCAGAGGAGUUGUCACACCACGAAAACCUGGUCUCCUUCUUAGAGACUGUGAACCAGCCGCACCACCAAAAUGUGUCUGUGCCCAGUGGCAGCGACAAAGAGCACAUGUGCACUGUGGUGUACUUUGAUGACUGCAUGUCUAUACACCAGUGUAAGAUAUCCUGCGAGUCCAUGGGGGCCUCCAAGUACCGCUGGUUUCAUAACGCCUGCUGCGAGUGCGUGGGCCCAGAGUGCAUCGACUAUGGGAGCAAGACUGUCAAGUGUAUGAACUGCAUGUUUUAACGAGGGAGAAGAAGUGCAAACCAAAGCAUUACAAGAUCAUUUGUGGUAUCGUGGCUAUUCAUUAUGAACCAUACUAUUCCCAGUAGCUGACGAAUAUUCAAGAAAUUCCAGCCUUCUAAGAAGCCGACGUAGAACGUGGAUGUAUGUGAUUAUUAAACAUCAAGGUGUCCUCUCACUUUUACCUAGAGUGCCUCUCUUUAAAGGUGCCUUGGAGACAUGUCAGCCCUUUCCUUCUGAGCUCCCGCAGGGCUGUGGGUUUUCUUGAAAUCAGGAGUUGUGAAGGACCACAGCGAGCUGUUCCAUCUCAGCUGCUGAUUCUCAAGAAAGUUUACACUCUGACGGAAGAAUGCUCAGAUGGCCUCUAGCAGUAUGUCUUGUGUUUUCUUUGUUUUUGUUGUUGCUGUCAUGGUUUGGUUUGGUUUGUUUUGAGAUCUCUGCGGCCCUGGAUGGCCUGGAAUUUGCUAUGUAGACCAGGCGGCCAUCCUCACAUUUUCUUAAUGAUGGCCAUAAACAUUGUUAAAAUAUGUCGCCUUCUUUUUAAAACUUUUCAUUAUUAAAAUUUAAAAUACAGUGUGUCUUUUUUACCCUGUACAUUUUCUAUGAACAAUUUUUUAAAUCACUUGCUUUAAAUUUUUUACUGCCUUGUUUUUCCCAUUAGAAGUGAUCCCCACUGAGAUAAAUUUUAUAAUCAAAUUUUGUGUAUUUCUCCUGGUUUGCCAAGACCUUGAAGAAAUAGCAGCCAUUCCCUGACAGGUUUGCACUCCCACCACAGAGAGGCUGACCAAGAUGAUCCAAGGAUCGGGGCCAGCCCGGGUCCACAGAGAUACUGCUCCGAAAGCACAACUCCCGUGCUCGGCAUUUGGAGUAGUGCUUUGUUCCUAGAUUGAAAUUAAAUAUUCAGGAACUAGCUGCCUCCCAGAAGCUAGCGCAGUCUCGCCCUUCCACACCAUUCCAGCAGCUACGCUCCCUUACUGAAGAGUACGUAAUAGUUUAUGGUUCUUUUUCAAUAAAAAACGAUGUUUUUCUUAUAGCCAGAUGCAAAGACACUGGACUUUACGGGCUGAGGUUGAACCCUGAUGCCCGGGCUCUCCCUGUCGCGGUGCAGCCCCAGUUCCACCCCAGUACUAACAAGAGACAAACACUAGCUUGUGAAUCUAAAUUCAUUUGUUGUUACUAAAUUCAUUUGUACUUACUUCCCUAUAGCAAGAGAAGGGCAGGUUUUUUUUUUUUUUUAUAACAUUUAUGAUAAAACAAUGUUUUCCCUAUACAUUUAGUUAGGACUGCAGCUUAUUCAUAAUUAAGGUACAAAAGCAAAACAUAUUCAAGUAAAAUGUACUAUUUUUUUACGCAGGAUGCUGUGAAAGAGGCCUUCACACCACAGUAUAACUUGUAAAGUUUCAGAAAAUAACGUUGUUAGCAUAUUUGAACAAAUAUUUGGAAUUUUUAAAAAGCAUCAAUUUAGAAAAAAAGAAAGUGAAACUCUGGAAAAUGAGAUGCUGAGACUGGGUUAUGGUUUAAAGGUCUGUACUUAGGAAGCAUCUUUAAGGACUUUAAAGACUUUGUUCAUUCCCAAGAGUCUAUGCUGAUUGCAUUUAACAUGACUGACAAUUUAAAUAUGUAAUUGUGUACAUUUUCAUUGGUUGUCUCUGUAGUCAAAAAGGUAUUUUAAUAAAAAAUAGAAAUGACUGUGA
Molecule: messenger RNA, 2464 nt
Organism: Apodemus sylvaticus (European woodmouse)
Lineage: Eukaryota; Metazoa; Chordata; Mammalia; Rodentia; Muridae
Gene: Twsg1
Product: twisted gastrulation BMP signaling modulator 1
Exons: 6
Coding region: 126-773 (215 amino acids)
Biological process (GO): regulation of BMP signaling pathway
Source: RefSeq, a predicted model, not a curated record